Molecule: messenger RNA, 1374 nt
Organism: Tribolium castaneum (red flour beetle)
Lineage: Eukaryota; Metazoa; Arthropoda; Insecta; Coleoptera; Tenebrionidae
Gene: Prp18
Product: Prp18
Exons: 4
Coding region: 216-1310 (364 amino acids)
Biological process (GO): RNA splicing; generation of catalytic spliceosome for second transesterification step
Cellular component (GO): U2-type post-spliceosomal complex; U5 snRNP; U4/U6 x U5 tri-snRNP complex
Source: RefSeq, a predicted model, not a curated record
UCUGCCAACAAAAUACUAGAAAAUCACCAAGUAGUGUUUUUAAUUAUUCUGGAAGCAACAACAAUCAUGUUUUUAUCAUAAUUAACGUUAUUUUGAGAAAGUUUACAAAAAGCUGGACGUGCUAACAUUACCCGAAGGUUUCAUUACAUUUUUUAAACAUGGUCCGAAGUUUUUGAGUGGUUCUAGGUUAUAUCUCUCAGUGGACAAAAGUGAAAAUGGAUAUUCUAAAAGCUGAAAUAGCCAAGAAGCGCAAAUUAUUGGAAGAGAAAAACCUCCUUGCCCCUGAUAAGAAAUACUUUAGACGUGGGGACUUACUGGCGAAGGAAGAGGAAGAGUACCGCCAGAAAUACGGAACAAAUAAAAACGAGGAUCCAACAAACACCACGGAAGUUUCAGAAGGUGGCUGCAAACUCCACCAGUUCAAUUCUUACUGUAUUAUUUCAGGCCGAAAAUCUGAGUCUGACGUCGAGGGGCACAGCAUUUUGCCCCGAAGUGAAGUAAUCUCCCGAUUACGCGACCGCUCUGAACCCAUCCUCCUUUUUGGAGAAACCGAAGUUGACGCUUUUAAACGUUUGCGAAAAUGCGAACUUUUGGAACCUGAAGUAAACAAAGGCUUCCGAAAUGAUUUCCAAGAAGCUAUGGAGCAAGUCGAUCAGGUGUACUUGGACGAACUUCUUGCAGCGUCAGAGGACGCUAAGACAACGCCAAAACCGGCCGAUAAAGAAAAGACAGUCACUGUGACCUAUGAGGAGCUGCAGGAGAUGGCAAAGGAUAUGGGGCACGGGGAGCGGGAGCGGGAUAUGACGGUCAUUGUGCACUUUAUUGAGUUCAUUCUCAAAUUAUGGAACGAACAAAUGCAGAACCGUCCGGCUGAGGAAAAACGCGGAACCAAGGGAAAAUUGGCGCUCGCCACAUACACGCAAACCCAGCAAUACCUGAAACCGCUUCUGCGGAAACUAAAAUCUUUCACAUUGCCUGAGGACAUUUCGGACAGUUUAACAGAAAUUGUGGUUCAUCUAAUGAACAGGAAUUACCUCAAAGCAAGCGAUGCAUAUUUGCAAAUGGCCAUCGGGAACGCGCCAUGGCCCAUUGGUGUGACCAUGGUGGGCAUCCACGCUCGUACAGGGCGCGAAAAAAUCUUUUCGAAAAACGUGGCUCACGUGAUGAACGAUGAAACUCAAAGGAAGUACAUUCAAGGGUUGAAGAGAUUGAUGACCAAGUGUCAGGAAUACUACCCCACUGACCCGUCCAGGUGUGUGGAGUAUGCUGCUUUUGGGCCGCUUAAAAGUGAGUCAACUUCUUCGAAUUAAAGGCUUUAUUUGGUUACUGUAUAUAUUUGAACGAUUACGAAUAAAUUUAUUUAUUAAGUGGCAA